CCCAUCAUACCGCAGGGCGGUCGUUUGCCAAAUAGUGUGUCCAUUGGAUCGGUACCGGUCUUUAGCUCGUUGGCGAGAACGAGCAGAAGCAAGAAGGGAAAGAAGAGAAAAGUUUAUCUUGAUCUUCGAUAAUGCCGAACAUUAGACCACUGUCGGCCGAGCUGGCCAAGAAGGCCGCUGACGAGCUGUUCGAGAAACCGGAACGUCUGGACGAAGAUUUGGCAGCGCUACGGACAUGGCUAUCCAAGUGUCCGCACAUUAAGGCCCGCACCGAUGAUCAGUUUCUGAUGAUGUUCCUGCGCGGCUCCAAACACAGUUUGGAACGAGCGAAGGAGAAGCUGGACAUGUACUACGCCAUCCGAACGGCAGCACCCGAGCUGAUGCGCAACCGUGAUCCGGAGGAUGCGAAGGUGCAGGAGCUGAUAAGGCUCGGUUCGGCGAUACCGCUACCGAACACGGUCACACCAGAUGGUCCGAGGAUUGUUCUAAUGCGUCCCGGAGUAAACGAUCCCACCAAGUACACCAUUCAGGAGGUGUUCCGCUACAACACCAUGAUGGCCGAUAUUAUGAUGAAGGAAGACGAUAAUCUAAUCGUAGCCGGACAGCUGGGAAUUCUGGAUCUUUCCGGGGCAUCUAUGGCACACUUCCUGCAGAUUAGUCCUUCGUUCGUGAAGAAGGCUACCAUGUGGAGUCAGGAAGGCUCACCGUUGCGUCAGAAGGGUUUCCACUACGUGAACACACCGAGUGGGUUUGAGCUGGUGUACAACAUGUUCAAGAACUUCCUGAACGAAAAGAACCGUUCGCGGUUGUACGUGCACGGGAGCAAUCUGGACACGUUGUACGAGCACAUUCCAAAAAGCAUGCUGCCGACUGAGUACGGCGGAGAUGCUGGCCCAAUUCAGGACAUCGUUGAUGCUUGGGCCAAGAAGAUGCUCAGCUAUAAGGAGUACUUCAAGGAAGAAGACAACUAUGGUACGGACGAGAAGAAGCGCCCGGGACGACCAAAGAAUGCCGAUACCCUGUUCGGGCUGGAAGGUUCCUUCCGGAAGCUGGAAGUCGAUUGAGCUUCGCAGUAACAAAUGAAAUGUUAAUUGAUUAAUCAUCCGUUAAGCUCACCAACAUCAACCUCAUACACAUUCAGGCAUCAAACCAGUAAUCAAAAACCUUCGAAAACUAUCAGGUAAACAACAUAGGAAAUGUCGCUUAACUCAGCAUUUACACUACCGUUUUCCUUACAAGCCGCAAUCGUCGUUGCCAAAUUCUCGUGUGCUCUAUUGUUGGAGCCAGGUGGAUGACCACGCAAAAUUCGGUAUUAUCGGCAAACACGGCACCCCAUUUCGUGGGUUGGGAAGCACAAUCCAAAAACACUGCAAAAGGCUCGUAAACGUAAAAGGUGCGGAGUUAUCUUAUCGACGAAGCCCUGGUUCAAGAUCAAUAA
Molecule: messenger RNA, 1438 nt
Organism: Anopheles darlingi
Lineage: Eukaryota; Metazoa; Arthropoda; Insecta; Diptera; Culicidae
Product: retinol-binding protein pinta-like
Exons: 5
Coding region: 132-1064 (310 amino acids)
Cellular component (GO): membrane
Molecular function (GO): phosphatidylinositol bisphosphate binding
Source: RefSeq, a predicted model, not a curated record